GUGCGCUGUGUCCCUGGGACACAGCGGAUCACUGAUCAUGGAAAGAGCCGGCGAUGUCGGCUCGGUCAUGUGAUCAGCUGUGUCCAAUCACAGCUGAUCACAUGGGACAUGUACACUGAUCAUCAGGGCACUGAUCAGUGUGUCCUGAUGAUCAGUGUAGCCCCAGCAGCGCCACCUGUCAGUGGUCAUCAGUGCCUCGUGCCAGUGCCAUAUCAGUGCCUACCAGUGCAUCAAUCCACAUAUCAGUGCCCAUCUGAGCUGCCUUUCAGUGUCACUGAUCAGUGCCAGUCAGUGCCACCUAUCAAUGCCAAUCAGUGCCGCCUAACAGUGCCAGUCAGUGCCGCCUAACAGUGCCAGUCAGUGCCGCCUAACAGUGCCAGUCAGUG
Molecule: messenger RNA, 386 nt
Organism: Staurois parvus
Lineage: Eukaryota; Metazoa; Chordata; Amphibia; Anura; Ranidae
Source: the annotation of a GenBank genome assembly